This is a messenger RNA of Harpegnathos saltator (Jerdon's jumping ant), 1873 nucleotides long. RefSeq names its product regulator of microtubule dynamics protein 3. Gene Ontology annotation, cellular component: mitotic spindle pole; spindle microtubule; cytoplasm. Bases 359 to 1468 code for a protein of 369 amino acids. The record is from RefSeq and is a predicted model, not a curated record. Lineage: Eukaryota; Metazoa; Arthropoda; Insecta; Hymenoptera; Formicidae. Gene Ontology annotation, molecular function: microtubule binding. The transcript is spliced from 7 exons.
UUUAUUUCGAGUUAUCACUCAGCCAAUGUGAAAUAGUGAAUAUAAUUUCGACGUGUGUUAUCAUGAAAUUAUGCCGGCUAAAAAUUAAGCAAGAAAAAUAUCAAUGUCAAAUAAACAUUGUUCGCUUCGACAUCUUAACGCUCAUGAAUAGCUCAUGAAAAAGAAGCAUCGGUAGAAGAAAGUAGCAGUUUAUUUUAACGACUUUGACGGCGCUGGAUACAUCUAAAGGACUGAAAUAUGAUAUAUUACUUGGACAGAUAGUGACAUCGUUUAAUAAACGCGGCAAAUUCAUGUCGUCCAGAUCACAUUUCACAGCGAAAUUCAAAGCGGUUGUUAGUCAAAAGUUCGUUUAAUCAUCAUGAGUCAGCUACAAACUAAUCUGUUAGCUGCUGCUAUUGGAGCAACUAUUGGAGUGAUAAGCGCAGCUAGUAUUUUUAUUUAUCAUAAAAUUUUGGAGAAGAAACAUGAAUAUGAACAUAUGAAGAAUGGAAACUAUGAGGAACUCAAUCGUCGUCUUACAGAAUUACAAGAAGAAUUGGAUGCACUAAGAUUACAGCAAAAUCAACAGAGAAAGAAGAAGCUUAGUCGUAAACGUGUUCUUAAUGACAAUACAUAUACUGCAACAGAUAAUGAUACAGAUGUAGAUGCUUUUUCAACAGCAGGUACAGAUAUUGGAAAUGAUGAAUUCUUUGACUGUUCGGACAGUGAUAAUGGUAUAAGUGACAUAGAAACUAGGUCAACAGAAGCCACUUGCCCUGGAUUAAAUUUUUCCAUCUUGGAUGCACGCAUUGAACAGAAGGAACAUCAACAUGAUAUUUAUUUUGAGCUACAAACCCUUGCAAACAAUUAUCCAAAUAAUAUAGAUAUAGCAUGGAGAUUUGCCAGAAGUUGUUUCAAUCAUUCAAAUGAUAUGAUUGAUCAAGCUAUGAAAAAAGCUGUUCUUCUUGAGGGGAUUAUUGCCUGCAAAAAGUUUUAUACAUCAUCAAAUGCAGAUCUGCACAAAUGGUAUGCUAUAUUAAUAGGAGUACACAGUAAUUUUUUAUCAAUAAAAGAGAAGAUAUAUAGUGGUUUUGAGUACAAAGAACAUAUACUGAAAGCCUUAGAGAUACGCCCAAACGAUGGCAUGCUACAUCAUCUACUCGGUAGAUGUUUAUAUGAGUUUGCUAAGUUAAGUUGGGUGGAAAAAAAGAUUGUAGCGACAUUGUGUGCAGAGCCUCCAAUCGUCCCAUUUGAAGAUGUGAUAGAUACCUUUAAAAAAGCAGAAAAACUUUUAGACGAAGUGAAUCUGGAAAAUCAACUAUAUAUUAGCAAAUGUUAUAUAGCACUGAGCGACUAUGAGCAGGCCAUCCAUUGGUUAAAGAAGAUUUGUGACUCCUCGCAAAUUGUUGAAGAUGAAGACGAAAAAAAAGUAGUGGACGAGGCUCAUGAUCUUCUCAACAAAUACUCUAGUUAUGAAAAAGAUAGUUAAAAGAGGGUGUUAAUAAAUCUGUUCAUUCCAUACAUUAUAGUAUAAGUAUGUUAUAAGAAUCAACAUGUUACACAUAUAGACGCAAUUUAUAAAGUACGGCAUGGAAAAGGAAGAGGAAAGCAUACAAACAGUUUUAAUUAUUGAACGUAAAAGAAAGUAAUAGAUGUCCCGUAAAUAGUGUUACAAUCAAAAAGGAAUAAGUAUGAAAAAAUAAAUUGACCAAGUAUAAAAUAAAAAUAUAUUCAACAAGGUAAAUUCACACAAGGUAACAAACACAAAAUAUCUCUUUUUUUUAUUAAAUUAAUCUUAAAAAUUGAAAAAUUAACACUAUUUUUACACUAUUUUAAGAAUCCUUAAACUCUAAGCAUACAAUAACUUCUGAAUUAUACAUGAAUUGAAUUACUG